Molecule: messenger RNA, 1595 nt
Organism: Nymphaea colorata (pocket water lily)
Lineage: Eukaryota; Viridiplantae; Streptophyta; Magnoliopsida; Nymphaeales; Nymphaeaceae
Exons: 1
Coding region: 234-791 (185 amino acids)
Biological process (GO): regulation of DNA-templated transcription
Molecular function (GO): protein dimerization activity
Source: RefSeq, a predicted model, not a curated record
GAGAAAAAGCAGCAUGUAGGAAGUCAAAAUAGUGCAGCAGAAUUAUCACUACAUGAGGACCAUCGAGUAUAAAAAAUGAGCAUCUUUGAACAGGGCACUGCGCCACACUCUUUUGACCAGUUUAUGUACCUUUUAGUGUUGGACAUUUUCUCUAACAUGUAACUUCACUAUAAAUACCAACUUUUAGGGACAUUAAAUUCAUUCCAUCUCUCGUUUCUUUGAAAAUCAGGAUCAUGGCAGUUGCAUUGAGACAUGCAUUCUUGAGAAAUUUUAUUUGGGCCAUCAAACUAUAUGGCCUUGGGUUUAGGGAUAUGACCAUGUUGGAGAGAGGAGUUGCAAUCAAAAGAGCGGCAGAUAUAGCUAUGGCAUCGGCUUCCGGUGCUGCAAUUUGGAACGACAGCCUGAUCAACAGCAUCUCUCGAGUUUAUCAAGAAGGCAACAUCAUGAAAAGCUGUGGUAUGCUAGACAAUGGACGGUCUGUCAUGGCAAGAAGCAAAAAGAUAGGGAAGAACAGAGUGUUAAGGAGAUAUGGCAUUCAUCAGAGGAAGCAAUCAAGCAGAAGGAUUUAUACGGCAGUUACCACCGAAAGGGAAACAAGUAAGCGAAUCAAGGAGUUGAGGAGCAUCGUUCCAGGCGGAAGAUUUGCAGACACAACCUCCCUCCUGAGUAAGACAGCAAACUAUAUCCUCUUUCUCGAAGCCCAGGUUUCUGCCAUGAACCAUGCAGCUAGUGUCUUUGAGAGUUUGAGAGAUCAAGAUCGAAAACACACUUCAACUGUGCGUGCAUCAUGAACUGCAAGGGCCAAGGAGAAAAGGUCACCUGCGUCCAAUGGCAGCAAAGGUAAAGCCACCCAUCUGAAUUGGCAAUGGAACGAUGGGGUUUGUUUUGCCAUCUUGUAUUCACUUUCCAGUUUACUCUAUUUUAUCUAGCACGCAGUGUUUCCACAUGCACUGUUAGUAGGUGAACCAUGUCUUUUAGUAAGCAUGAAAUCUAUCUAUUAAGAAUGUGGAACCACUUUUUAUUACAAGACCGCGAAAUUGGAGCAUCAUAACAAAAGGGAGCCCCACUUAGUUCUUUCCCACCAGCUCGCGAUUACAUAAAACUUAAAAAUUCAGGUGAGGAAAACCUGAAUACAGGGUGCCGAUUUUUCUCAUCUACUCUGUAUUUUCAUCGCAAAGUUGAGCCCAUCGAUGUGAUACAACUUUGCCAUCUCAUUCUGGUGCUGGCAAAGAAAGGGACUCAUGGAAAGGUCUGUGUUCCUUUCACCUGCUUGAAACAAAAAGCGCCUAAGGUCUUUAUCCCUGUCCCAUGGAUAAGGACCUUGAUCUAUGGGAGGUGACACAAGUUUCCUUUGUGAAUGGAUGAAAGAACAGGGCCUAAGAUGUUUGUCAUGCUCCCAUGGAGAGGAAGGCACGCAACCAAUUUUUAAUACAUGGCAAUGGAUCCCAUAUAUAUUUGGAACAGCCACCGAAUUUAUUUCAAGUGUGCCCCCAAGAUAGAAGUUCCAUGGAAUAGUGUGAACAUGUUAAACAACAUAAAUCAAGAUAACUGGCACAAUGCACAUGAAAUUUGAGAGUUUCAGUCCUGGUCCUCAU